Centropristis striata (black sea bass) is the source of this 1673-nucleotide messenger RNA. RefSeq names its product CUB and zona pellucida-like domain-containing protein 1. The coding region runs from base 125 to 967 and encodes 280 amino acids. NCBI's taxonomy places the organism in Eukaryota, Metazoa, Chordata, Actinopteri, Perciformes, Serranidae. The record is from RefSeq and is a predicted model, not a curated record. The transcript has 5 exons.
AAGGGUGGAGGUGGAGAAGUCCUACCUCAUCAGACGCAACGAGGACAACUUGCAUCUGAACGACUUCACUGAUAAUAACUGCAACCUGAGCACACACUCCAACACAACCCACCUGGUGGCUGUCAUGUCGCUUAACACAUGUGGAACCGUCCUUGAGGAGGAUGAAAACAACAUCAUCUACAAGAACGAGAUCACAUCUGCUGACCCAAAUGAAAUCAUUUCCAGACAGCAUGAUGUCGACAUAGCCUUUUCCUGCAUCUAUCCAAAGAUAACCAACCUGACUCUGGGGUUCAAGCACAAGAACCCAUACGCCUUCUCCGAGAAGGGCUUCGGUGCUUUCACGUUCCAGUUUGAAUUCUUUGAGAGCCAGCGCUUCAGAACACAAGUUGAUGCCAGCACUUACCCGGUGGAGGUGUACCUCAAACAGAUGAUGUUCAUGCAGAUCGAAGCAACAACCUCCAUCCCAAACACAGUGCUGUUUGUAGAGUCCUGUAAGGCCACGCCAUAUGACAACCCAAACUCUCGCAUCAGCUACACCAUCAUCGAACACGGGUGUGCAAGAGACAACACAGUGCAAAUCUACCCCAGCUCCAGAACUCAAUUCAGAUUUGGAAUGGAAGCUUUUGAGUUUAUCGGCGCUCAUGCUGAGGUGUACAUCACUUGCUCUGUCAUGCUGUGUGAGAACGGCGUUGCCGGGACCAGGUGCUCGCAGGGAUGCAUCCAGUCCGGCUCAGGGACCCGUCGCAGCAGAAGAGAAGCUGUGGCCGAGACUUCCAGCCACUCCAUUUCCCAGGGUCCUUUGCACCUGGUUAAAACUUCUGACAGCCAAGCGUCUCGGCCGAGCCUUAAUCUGGGCCUGAACCUGGUCUUCAUUGUCGGCUGCCUCCUGGCGUGUGGAGUGGUGAUCUACCGAUCAAGGAGGUCCAGAGCUAAAUACCAACAGCUGCCAACCUCUGAGACCGACUGAAGACAGAGGCGACGUCUUGAUCCGCAACACUACUGCAAUAGUCUGUGUUUUUUUAUAUAUCAUUUUUAGGGUGUUGGUGGUUUGAGUUCCAAAGUGUAAAGUUAAUUUCAAAGAUUGAGACAGCAGGAAGUGUAUAAACAGACUUCUUGUGAAUAUUAUUUUUGGGGCUUUUGGUAGAACAUCGUAGUUGUUCGAUAUAUCAACUUGAUAAUGAAUAUGAUAUGUUUCUCACACUGUUGCGGAUAAUUGUAUUUUUGGCUGUUUGUGCACAAUGAUUUUAGCUAAUUCAGAUUUGACUGAUGCUUUUUGAUGAGUGAAUGAAAUAAGACAUUGUUAAACUCUUUAAAUCUUAAAUCAUUAAGAUCUACUGUAUUUCUUGCCAUUGUGCUACACCAAUAAAUUUGCCUGGCUUUGCCCUAUAUUAUUAACAAAAAUAUAAAUCUUGUGGUGCAUCAAUCCAUGGCAAUUUUAUAUAAAAAAAAAUGUGCCAUUUGUAUUUGCAGAAAUUAUUGUGUUAUUAAUUGUAAUGAAGGCUCCUGUAAAGUGCCAUCAUUCCACCUUUAUCUCAUAAAGCAGCUCAGGAAUCUGAAGCAUGAGCAAUUGUAAAAGAUCCCAUCUUGAAGCUUGACAGGCACAGUGCUGAAUUACUGGAAUUGCUGUUGUUUCGAGCUGGCAGUGUACCAGCAUCACUCCUGUGGUGGAAAUU